Molecule: messenger RNA, 390 nt
Organism: Nematocida parisii ERTm1
Lineage: Eukaryota; Fungi; Microsporidia
Exons: 1
Coding region: 1-375 (124 amino acids)
Molecular function (GO): DNA binding
Source: RefSeq, a predicted model, not a curated record
AUGCCAAGACAAGCGCCCAAAGCCAACAUUAAACCAGCAAACAUGUUUGACGACAGAGUUGUCAGACUAACAAAGACAGUCAAGCCGCAGAGCAUGCCAAAGCCUGUUUCUGGCGUCUCCUCUUCUAUUCUCUACAAUGAAGAUACUGGCGUACUGAAAGUUCUUAAGUUCCAAAAGGGAUUUGGUAAAGCAGUAAGAAUGGCCAGAGAGGGAAAAAAACUUUCGCAAAAGGACCUUGCCACAAAAAUAAGCAAGCCAGUCCAAACAAUUGCAGCAAUUGAAAAAGAUGAUGCAAUAUUUGAUAAACUCAUUUUUCAAAGACUAGAAAAGGCCCUAGAGACAAAGUUUGAUGCAAUGUUCUCUGUUGGUAAAUAAAAAUCAAAAUAUGAA